AUGGGCCGACUGAACCACGCGGCCUCGCGUGUCCACACCCAGGCCACCCAGAUUCUCAACAACACACGGCACACCUACCCCCCUCCCUGGCUAGCAACCAUCCAAACCACGCCUCCCUCUUCGAAGCUUACUCGUCCCGUCCUCAAACGCGCGCAGAAGCCCGGCAAGCGAUCAUCCCGCAUCUUCACACCGGUCAAUCUCACAUACCAAGAGGACAAGCUACGAUGGGAAUACUUCAAUGACCAUCCUUGGGAGCUGGCAAGACCACGAGUGGUGCUUGAGAACGAUGGCAGGGACCGGGAACGAUGGGACUGGGGCAUCGAGCUUGAUGUUUCGUUAAACCGGCCAAGGCGGAAGACGAGAGAUAAACGUGGGAGGACGGAGGACGAUUGGGAGAUAAUUAUGGACACGCAGGCUGCGCGGCCGUUGAACGGGGAGGCGGUGAUACAACGGCAGCAAUGGCUCUUAACACAUACCCCUUUGAGCUCAGCAGCUGCCUACGACCAAGCGCGAAAAGAGCUCUACCGCGUCCGACAUUUCCAGGAAACUGAACAGCGAGUCGCACGAGAAGAGGCGCAGAGUGUGGGUGCUUUCUUCGGUCUCGGACCGUUGGAAAUUGGCAUGCAACUCGAAGACAAGGCGUACGAGGACUGGAAGGAAUGGGCUAUUCGGGAGACCGCAGCGCUCAAGCAGAUCCAGGGCAGUGCUUAUACUGGUGUUGGUACAGAGGAGGCUGAGGAUGAGAUGACACCGGAACUGGGUGAAGGAUCGGCGGAGGAGCUUGAAGUGGUGAAAGAAAGCAUUCCGUCGACGCAGAGGGGCCAGCGGGCGAGAGGAGAUGCCGCGAUACAUCCUUAG
Saxophila tyrrhenica is the source of this 858-nucleotide messenger RNA. RefSeq names its product mitochondrial ribosomal small subunit component (gene RSM25). Gene Ontology annotation, molecular function: structural constituent of ribosome. The transcript is spliced from 2 exons. The record is from RefSeq and is a predicted model, not a curated record. Bases 1 to 858 code for a protein of 285 amino acids. Lineage: Eukaryota; Fungi; Ascomycota; Dothideomycetes; Mycosphaerellales; Extremaceae. Gene Ontology annotation, cellular component: mitochondrial small ribosomal subunit.